Molecule: messenger RNA, 981 nt
Organism: Caenorhabditis elegans
Lineage: Eukaryota; Metazoa; Nematoda; Chromadorea; Rhabditida; Rhabditidae
Gene: Y57G11C.30
Product: Serpentine Receptor, class T
Exons: 5
Coding region: 1-981 (326 amino acids)
Source: RefSeq, marked reviewed
AUGAAUCGUCUGUUGGAAUACGGUAGUGUUGAAGCUAUUCCCUAUUACAACUGCUCCCAUAAAAAUUUCACGGAAUGGGAGAAGACUGGACAGAAACGACCGUAUUUCGGAUGGCCACUGGUAGUUUUUGGAGUCCUCGUGGAGUUGUUGUACAUUCCUGUUAUCUAUAUUAUAUUUAAAACCAAACUUAUCAGACAUCCGUGUUAUAAAUUAAUUCUCCUGUUGGCUCUAAUUGAUAUGAGUGCAACUUGCUGUAGUUGUCUGAUAACUGGGCCUAUGCUGAUUAUGGGAACCGUGUUCUGUAUGUAUCCAACGUUUACAUAUGUGGCUGGAGGAAUUGCAUUAAAUACCUGGUGCAUGGCAUGUGCGGCUACCAUGUCUCUAUUUUCCAAUCGGAUCAUCAGUAUUGGCUUCAGAAAGUAUGCAGAUGUAAUCGAGAAGAAACUUGCCUAUACUUCAAUCAGUUUUGUACUUUUCUAUGGAUUCUACAUUUAUUGGUUUACACCUACAAUUGUGUAUAAUUCAGUAUUUAUGGCAUGGAUUCCUGAUCCAUUAUCCGAGGAAGUACCCAGUGAAGAGGCUGCUGCAAUGUACAAAAACACAAUUCAAGCGUGGAACAAUUGGGUAUUUGUGACAUGUAUGUUCAUACUAUUCUCUGUGUAUUUUAUAAUGGUAAAACGGCUGGCAAAGGGACAGAAGUCAAAGGCUUCCAGAUCGAUAUUCAUCCAAUGCUCCAUAAUAUGCUUCUUCAACACCGGAACUGCUUUGAUCUACAACGCGCUUGCAAUUGUAACUCCUGCUGAAUGGAUUCUUGCAUUUGGACAAAUAUGUUGGACAUGUAAUCAUGCAAGUCCUGCUAUUAUAUAUGUCACUUUGAAUGACACUAUCCGCAGGGAAUUCUUGAAAACUGUGUUCAGAGUCACUUUGGCACCGAAAAUAGAGGAUGCUACAACAAGUCUUGCGAAGAAAAGCACAAUUUGA